Cotesia congregata is the source of this 477-nucleotide messenger RNA. The record is from the annotation of a GenBank genome assembly. NCBI's taxonomy places the organism in Eukaryota, Metazoa, Arthropoda, Insecta, Hymenoptera, Braconidae.
AUGAUCUUCAUAAAGAGCAUUAUCUUCUUUUUUGCGUUGGCGAUUAUGCUGUCAGACGCUAAAAGAAUAAAAAGAAAUGCUUCUCAUAUUUUCGUACAACGUUUGAGACCGUAUCUAUGUUAUAAUAAUGAAGUGUGCGAUUUGUCGACUUACAAUCCUUGGUACAUCGACGAAUUUAAAUACUGGGUCCAAAAUGAAACCUAUUUAUGCCGCAAAAACUAUGAUCAAGUUCAUAAAGACAUAUCACCAAUUAGUGAAACAUUGACGAAAAAAUGGGGUUUUGAAGGCUCUACACACCCUGGACCUAUUGAUCAUUUGAACUUAAGAUGGAGAUACGAUGGAAUUUGUGUCGAUGAAUUGGAAUAUUUUCACAAGUCACUCGAGUUGUUUGAUAACAGCCCAACAAGUCCCGAACGAAGGUGUUUAGAUGGCAGCCAAAGAAGUAGACAACCAGUGCAGAAUAUUUAUUUUUCAUAA